CAGUGUUUUGGUUUUCCCACAGAAAGAUCUUGUGUGUCAAGACGUUUCGUCAAUUUAAAUAGAAUGUCUCUCUGAUAUUAAUUUUCUAGUCAUUUUGUGGUUAUGUUUAUUUGAUUGCGUGCAAUAUGUUUUGGAAUUUCGUGUGUCUUUUGUUUAUGGUCUUAUCGCCGGUACUUACAGCUGUAGUGCAGGAGACGCCAGGACUCUGCAGUUCUGGAGAGUUCCAAUGCGGAGAUGGUGCAUGUAUCAGCUUGGAUCAAGCUUGCAACGGGAAGGCGGACUGUAUGGAUGGCCGCGAUGAAGAAGCGUGCAGUGGUAUAGGUCAAGUGAAUCCUUUAGAAGGCUCGAUUUUACAUCGAUCAAGGAGACAGGCGAGUUGCGGGCGCAAUCAGUGGCGAUGUCGCGACGGAACUUGCAUAGGUUUCGACGGCAAGUGCGACGGUGUGGUCGACUGUCCCGACGGCAGCGAUGAGACAUUCCCCCUCUGCAGGAAUAUGAAAUGCCAAAGCAACUGGUUCAAAUGCACGUACGGCGCGUGCGUGGACGGGACGGCGCCGUGCAACGGUGUCCAGGAGUGCGCUGAUGAUUCCGACGAGCUGCUGCCGCGCUGCCGGAACGACACCGAGGAAAUCAACGGCCAGUUCCGCUGCGACAACGGGCAACUGAUCUCCGCAGCAGACCGCUGCGACGGCAAACCAGACUGUGCAGAUGGCUCCGACGAGACGGUCCGCUCGUGUGCGGGCAACAAGUGCCCCGGGUACCUGUUCCAGUGCGCGUACGGCGCGUGCGUGGAUGAGGGGUCUGAUUGUGACAAUAUCAAAGAGUGCGCAGACGGUUCAGAUGAGUCAGACGAGUUGUGCAACAGAACAGCGACUAUAACAACUACGACAUUCGCCCCGCAAACCGGCAAGUGCGUGGUCCCCCCGCACCCCGCGAACGGGCGGUACAUAGUGGCCGGGGUGGGGACCGCGGUCCCGGGUUCUCGGUUCCCGGUGCUGAGCCUCAACGUGUCCUGCAGCGCGGGCUACCGGCCGCGGGCGGAGCCCACUGUGCUGUGCGUCGAUGGCGCCUGGUCGGGCGACUACCCGCAGUGUACACGCUUCUGCCACCUGAACCCGCACGAGAGCGUGACGUACCGCUGCCUGCUCUCCGGCUCGAACUCGCUGGAAGGUUCCAGAAUAUGCGACAGAGACGAGCCGGACGGGACGAUCGCGCGGCCGGAGUGCAACCGGCCGAACUACUACUCGCCCGCCGUGCUGCCGCUGAUGCGCUGCGCCGACGGCAACUGGGACUUCACGCCCACGUGCCAGCCAGGUUUGGUGAAACACGGCGCUAACGUCACUAUCAUCGUACAAGAUGCCGUCCAGGUGUACGUGUCGCACUUCCAAUAUGGCGGCCCGGCUGCGGGCGCUCCGGCGCCGGCUCGCAGGCGCAACGAUACGGUUGUUGUGAUACAUUCGGAUACAGAUAAUGUCAUACGUGUUAAUACGGAUACGAACACGAUUUCAAAUUCAAAUUCAAUUUCAAAUUCAAAUUCAAAUGCAAAUUCAAUUUCAAAUGCAAAUUCAAAUUCAAUUUCAAAAGCAAAUUCAAAUGCAAAUGCAAAUAUAGAUAAUGUUUUAACAACAGUCGGUCCAAUAACCGAAGAAAUAGACUCGGGCAGAAAGGAUUAUAACAUCGAUUACGGCGAUUGGAGAAUAGGUUCGAACUCGGCUAAGGGAAACAAUUUCAAUUUUUAUUUCAAUGGAAAUCAGUCGAAAAUUCUAGUGAACGCGCCAGAUUCUAAGAUUUAUUUUAAAGAUUAGCUGUAUGUUGGUUUGUGUCGCCGUA
Messenger RNA from Zerene cesonia (dogface butterfly), 1830 nucleotides. Its product is annotated as low-density lipoprotein receptor-related protein 8-like. Gene Ontology annotation, molecular function: protein binding. The transcript has 10 exons. Gene Ontology annotation, cellular component: plasma membrane. Bases 126 to 1805 code for a protein of 559 amino acids. Lineage: Eukaryota; Metazoa; Arthropoda; Insecta; Lepidoptera; Pieridae. The record is from RefSeq and is a predicted model, not a curated record.